AUGACAGAAGGUGAUCAUCAGACAGGCGAUACAAUAGUACAAGCCAAGUCUCUUCUCAAGUCGAUACGAACCUUCGAAUUCAUAGUACUACUGAAGUUUUGGGAUUCGCUUCUAUCGCAAAUCAAUCGUGUCAAUCUCGCACUGCAAGACAAAAAACUCGAUAUUGCUCGUGCCGCAAAAAUGAUAAAAGGAUUGCUGUCACAAUUAAUCAUAUACCGAGAGACUUUCUUCACAACAAUUUUGCAAUCAUCAAUUGUGACAGCUGAACAAUUGCAAGUAACACCAGAUUUCCAAGAUACUCGAAAACGACCAAAGAAAAUGAUGCCGGGAGAAAAAGCGAAAGAUGAAUCUCCAUCUAUAAGUGCGCAAACUCAUUUCAAAGCAGGACUGAACCAAGUUCUUGAAGUAAAUAAAGUUGCCGAUGAUUUCGCAUUUUUGAGCGGUCAAGCAAUUGUGAACACCAGUGUUACUGAACUCACCAAAAUAGCGGCAGAUCUCGCUAUCAAAUAUCCUGAUGACUUGGAUCCGCAUGAAUUUUCAUCAGAAAUUGAGAGUUUCAAAUUUCAAGCAACGACGCUGAUGAGUGAAGCCACAGACAUGAACCAUUUGAAUGUAUUAGAAAAAAUAUUCGAUCUGUCGCUCGAGGAUGUAUAUCCGAACAUAACAACAGCACUGAGAAUAUUCAUAUGCAUGCCUGUUACGACGGCUACUUUUAGUAGCGGCGCAGCGGACCUCACCAAGGAUCAGUGCAAUAAAACGGUGGACAUCUUCGAGGAUGUCAGUUCGCCGGAGGUGAAUAGCCUGAAUGUAGGCCGGCCGUUAACUUGUUGGUACCGUUUCCGUACGCUAAAAGGUGCACCGCGGGACUUUGUGUUGCGGUUGCGUUUUAAAAAAUUUAAAGUUGGCACACUGCUGAAUGCUACACACUGCGAGGGCGGCUAUUUACAGAUUGUGGAUGGCAAUGCGAAGACUGAUGUAUCCAAUCGCCGUGAGCCCGGCAUGUUUUGUGGCGAGGCCGAGCAGCCGCAGACUUUCAUCAGUGAGACCAACUAUGUCAAAGUGCUGUUCCACACGGAUAAUUUUACCGAUCAGACAUAUUUCACAUUUGAUUCGCGUGCUGAACAACAAACGGAAGUUUACUUACGUUAUGGCCAACAUCCGGAACUGUAUCCCAAUCGUCGGGGCGAAGUGGUGCAAGGGUCCUACUGUGAGCGCGAAUAUCGCGAUUGCCGCCUACAAACGUGUUAUGUGCAAUCGCCCGCAUAUCCUGGCCUAUAUCCCCGCGCACUGAAUUGUCGUUAUAAAUUGCAUACGCGUCAGCCAUAUAUAAAACUGUAUUUGCAGAAUGAGCAAUUCGCGGUGGAUGGACAGCGGUGUGAGAACGUCAUGACUUGUCCCAUACGACCAAUAGGUUCUGGCAAGGAACACUGCCCCUACGAUUGGCUUGCCGUCUAUGAUGGUCGCGAUGAGCAUUCGCCACUUAUUGGCAAAUUUUGUGGGCUGGGCAAAUUUCCGUUUAGCAUUAUUGGCACCUCGCAGUACAUGUACGUCGAGUUCGUCACCUCACCGGCAGGCCCGCUGCUCAAUACUGGUUUCCAUUUCAAUGUUGGCAAUUGGCCCGGUCACGUCGAGACAGCGGGCAUCAAGCAUGGCAUAUGCGAUUGGCUGCUCAGUUCCGACUCGCUGAAGGAUAGUAGUGCCAGUGAGGGCAUAUUUUUGAGUAUCGCUCAUUGGUAUCCGCCGAAUACGUCGUGCAGUUAUCACAUUAAAGGGCGAAUAGGCGAAAUUGUGCGGUUAUAUUUUCCAAGACUCAAGAAAGGCGAAUAUCGCAAUUAUUUACCAAAAUUUGGCGAGCCAUUACAAAAUGUGACAGUACCUGUGGGACGAGAGGCGGUACUGCAAUGUGUUGUCGAUAAUCUGCAAACCUACAAAAUUGCGUGGCUGCGCGUCGAUACACAAACAAUACUGACGAUACAAAAUCACGUUAUAACGAAAAAUAACCGAAUGAGCAUAACCCAUGCUGAGAAGCGUGCUUGGAUAUUGAGAAUACGUGACGUUAAGGAAGCGGACAAAGGCUGGUAUAUGUGUCAGAUCAAUACGGAUCCGAUGAAAAGUCAAGUUGGUUACCUGGAUGUUGUGGGUGAGUACGACAAACUUAAUUGA
This is a messenger RNA of Bactrocera tryoni, 2163 nucleotides long. RefSeq lists its product as uncharacterized. The record is from RefSeq and is a predicted model, not a curated record. Bases 1 to 2163 code for a protein of 720 amino acids. Lineage: Eukaryota; Metazoa; Arthropoda; Insecta; Diptera; Tephritidae. Gene Ontology annotation, cellular component: plasma membrane. The transcript is spliced from 10 exons.